Molecule: messenger RNA, 1008 nt
Organism: Penicillium hordei
Lineage: Eukaryota; Fungi; Ascomycota; Eurotiomycetes; Eurotiales; Aspergillaceae
Product: glycoside hydrolase family 5 protein
Exons: 6
Coding region: 1-1008 (335 amino acids)
Biological process (GO): glucan catabolic process
Molecular function (GO): hydrolase activity, hydrolyzing O-glycosyl compounds
Source: RefSeq, a predicted model, not a curated record
AUGAGACUCGAUCAAAUUGCUCUCCUCGCCGCUGUGGCCGGAUCCGCAGCAGCAGCUCCUGCCAACAACCAUGCAAAGAGAGCUUCGCCUUUCAAAUGUUUGAGGUUCGGAGCAAGCGAAUCUGGAGCUGAAUUUGGCGAGACCAACCUACCUGGCGUCUAUGGAACCGAUUAUAUCUUCCCCGAUGCUAGCGCGAUCCAAACAUUGAAGGAAAAAGGAAUGAACAUCUUCCGGGUGGCCUUCAGGAUGGAACGGCUGGUACCGAACUCCAUGACAGGAGAGUUUGACGCUGGCUAUCUAACCAAUCUGACCGCGACGGUCAAAUCCAUCACUGAUGCAGGAUCCCAUGCGGUGCUUGAUCCGCAUAACUAUGGAAGAUACAACGGCGAGAUCAUUUCAACCACCUCCGACUUCCAGACAUUCUGGAAGAACGUUGCAGGCAAAUUCGUUUCGAAUGAGCUAGUCAUUUUCGACACAAACAACGAAUACCACGACAUGGACCAAGACCUCGUCCUAAAGCUCAACCAGGCAGCCAUUGACGGCAUCCGCGAAGCCGGGGCAAAAAGCCAAUAUAUCUUCGUCGAGGGAAACUCCUACACCGGCGCAUGGACCUGGACCAAGGAGAACGAUAACCUGAAGGCCCUAACCGAUCCCCAAGACAAGAUCGUCUACCAGAUGCACCAGUACCUCGACUCGGAUGGAUCAGGCACGAGCGAGACGUGUGUGUCGACGACGAUUGGAAAAGAGCGCGUGACGGACGCGACGCAGUGGCUGAAGGAUAAUAAAAAGGUUGGAGUUAUAGGCGAGUUUGCCGGCGGUGUGAAUGAUAAUUGUAAGACGGCGAUUACAGGCAUGCUUGAUUACCUAGGUGAUAACUCGGAGGUCUGGCUCGGCGCAUUGUGGUGGGGUGCUGGACCUUGGUGGGGCGAUUAUAUCUUUGGCAUGGAGCCUCCCAGUGGGACGGCGUACAAGGGGAUGUUGUCGACGCUUGAGCCAUACUUGGAGUAA